Cooperia oncophora is the source of this 1314-nucleotide messenger RNA. The record is from the annotation of a GenBank genome assembly. Lineage: Eukaryota; Metazoa; Nematoda; Chromadorea; Rhabditida; Trichostrongylidae.
AUGUCGAGACAUUUGCUUGGCAACCCUCACUGUUGGCCAAUAGGAGCACUCAUAUCCAUGGGAACUUUCAUUUACCUGAUCAUCUCCACGAUCGCUCUUAUUGUGAAAUGCAUACUGUCGCGCGAACGGUACCCGUCUACCGCAACUGUCCGCGAUGUGAACGCAAGUUCAAAUCCUGAGGAUGCCAAUCGGCGCAGCGCUAGAGGCGGUAAACGUCGAGCUCCAGUCGUUUCGGCCAUCCCACUUUCUCGCACUAGCAUGAGCACCGCGCUUGCAGUGAUUAUUUCUGCCGCAUUACUGCACGACCUAGGAGAUACAUGUCAGCAGGGAAACAGCGAUGUUUACGAAAUUGCUACAUGCAUGGAAUGGAAACCGCUUGUACGGAUCAAAGUCCAAUUCAGUCUGCAUGACAUGGCUAUGAGCAGAAGAGUAACACUUCGGCCGUACGUUCGUCAGAAAAUAGGUGACACCUCAUUCACAGUAAUAUCCAUAUCGACGCCGUCAGAUCAGCUGUUGAAAAGCAGAUUCGCAUUAUCUGAACAUGAAGCGUUGAUUGUUCCAGAGGGUGAUAACAUGCCUAUCGAAUGUAGCUCGCCCGACGAAGCUAGGGACCAUAUUUCAAACUGCAAGAACAACGUAUUUGCCACUGCGAUGCAGAUCCAGCCCCUGCACGCUGUUAUUGUCCUCAUGGGGGCAUCACCAGGACAGGUCUGCAACAUCUCUCUAACCGAGAUAACAGGAUGUUAUAGUUGUCAAGAGGGCGCAAACCUAAUCGCAUCAUGUACAACACCUACCCACACAUGGACUAUAAUCCAAUGCGAUACCCAUGUUUUCUCCGUAGAGUGCAGUCCUCUUGGGAAAGAAAACACGAUUACACUAGACUUUCAACGAGCGAUUGUUAAGCAAAAUUGCUUUGCAGAGUGCAACAAUCGUACUAUACAUAUGUCCUUGAAUGGUUCUCUAGUGUACCUUCCACAUAUGAACGAUGAGGAAAUCUUCAUUUCUAACAUCGCAACAUGGAACUCAACCAAGUGGUUUCGAGACUGGCAAGCGAUUGACUUUGGCCCAAUGCUCAGGGUAGUGAAAAACCACUGGAAAGCAUCUCUCGUCAUCCUUGGCACUGUAGCCACCUUUAGUGCGGCGACCUACCUUUUUGGACCUACCAUUGUACUAGCCGUUCUCCAAAUACUCGUGAAAGGCCAUGGUUCCGCCAAGCUUGUUUUUUCUUUUCAUGCUUUUCACUCUGAAAGCUAUCGGAAAGCUAACAAUGAGUUGCAUACUACAACCAGUCGUGGCUCAAUGACGAGGGAAUAG